Messenger RNA from Metarhizium brunneum ARSEF 3297, 1671 nucleotides. RefSeq names its product Cytochrome P450 714A2 (gene CYP714A2). The record is from RefSeq and is a predicted model, not a curated record. Gene Ontology annotation, molecular function: oxidoreductase activity, acting on paired donors, with incorporation or reduction of molecular oxygen; monooxygenase activity; heme binding. NCBI's taxonomy places the organism in Eukaryota, Fungi, Ascomycota, Sordariomycetes, Hypocreales, Clavicipitaceae.
AUGAACUCGAUUCCCAUCGUCCUGUGGGCUUGCCUCUUUAUGCUCGGCGCGGUGGCGGUGCCGUCAUGCUACUCUCUGUUCCGCAAUUACCUGGCCGCUCGCAAGAUCGGCCUUCGCUUCCAUGUCAUCCCCAUCAGCCACCUCAACCACUUCUGGAUGCUCAUUGACAAAAAGGUUCUUGGCUAUGUCAAGCUCGUUUUUGGCGAGAGCGCCUUUACGCGUUACAACUGGAUGGGCUGGGAGCUGCACGACCGAUACUACUCCCACCAUGAACUGGGCGAUGCCUUCAUGCUGGUCACGCCCGGCCGCAACUGGCUGUAUGUCGGCCAUCCGGAGAUCGUCAUGGAAAUCGUUCGCCGAAGGGACGACUUUCCACGAUGCGUCGAGCUCACUCAGGUCCUUGAUGUUUUUGGCCCCAGCGUCGGCAGCGUCGAGGGCCAGCGAUGGGUGCAGCAGCGAAAGCUCAUGGCCUCGUGCUUCAAUGAGCGCUACAACGAGCUUGUCUGGUCCGAAAGCAUAUCGCAGGCAACCGACAUGAUUCGGUACUGGUCAUCGCGUCCGUCGGUACGAAGCACGGCCGACGACCUCCGCGGCCUGUCGCUCGGUGUGCUGGCCAAGGCCGGCUUUGGCAAGUCGUUCAGCUUCCAAGGCUACGAGGAAACGUCGCAUGCCGACCCUGCGGCCAGCUACAAGGACUCUCUCCAGCUGAUACUGGAAAACUGCAUCCUGCUCAUUGCCAUGGGGCCCAAGUUCUUCACAAACACGCCCUGGUUGCCGUUCAAAUGGCGGCAACUUGGAGAGGCCGUCAAGGCCUUCCAGAGGGCCAUGACGGACAUGUACGAGUCGGAGAAGCGCAAGGUUGCCGAGGGCACGUCUGACGAAGGUACCAGGCGUACCUUCUUGUCAUCCCUCGCCAAAGCGUCGCUUGAUGCCAAGCAGGGCGAGGGCCUCACGGAGCGGGAGAUUUACGGAAACAUUUUCGUCAUCAACUUUGCCGGCCACGACACAGCAUCCCAUGUCUUCACCUUUGCCGUGUAUUUCCUGGCGUCCAACCCGGCAGUGCAGGACUGGGUGUCGGAGGAACUCCGUCAUGUGCUGGGCGACCGGCCGCCGCACGAAUGGAACUACACGACGGAUUUUCCUAGGCUCAAGCGCUGUCUAGCCGUCCUUUACGAAAGCAUGCGGCUGUAUACCCCUGUUCCCGUCACCAAGUGGACGCGGGACAAGGCGCAAACUCUAGAUGUCGGGGACAAGACACUUGUCCUCCCGCCCAACACCAUGAUAUGCCUGGCGUAUUCCUCGCUACAGACUGAUCCCAGAUGGUGGGGUUCAGACUCGCUUACCUGGCGGCCGUCUCGCUUUAUAAAAGGCGAGGGGACAGACUUGGAUGCCGAAGUGUUUGUUCAGCCGAGACGCGGCACAUUUAUUGGCUGGUCGGAGGGUGCGCGCGACUGUCCGGGCAGAAAGUUUUCGCAGGUCGAGUUUGUGGCUACCAUGGCGUCGCUCUUGCGCGACUGGCGUGUAGACCCGGUGGUUUUUGAAGGGGAGACGAUGGACGGCGCGCGCAGGAGAGUCCUCGAUCUUAUUGACAAGGAGUCUGCCAUGGUGUUGUUGAUUCAGAUGUUGCAUCCGGAGAAGGCGCCGCUUGUUUGGUCAACGAGGGAAUCGUAG